GCACUUUGGAAAGCCUCUCCUCUGCGUUGUGUAUGUUCAACAGGUAGAAUCAUGUUCCCUACUGCACUACCUCCCUUCUCCGAGUCAGGCUGUGUGAGAAACAGACCCUGGUAAUCAUUGCAGAUUUCAUCCACUUCAGACAUGUUUCGUGUGUGGAUCAAACUCUGUCUCCUCUUGCCAGGGGUAAGUAGCUUCAUGAUCCACAACACCCUCCACAGCCUGUGCUUGGAGGACUUCCCCAAGACGGGCCUGGUUCAGCUGAAUAAAUGCAACCUGGACUCAGUUCUCCAGCAGUGGAUCUGGAGGGACCAGAGUCUCCUGGAGCGUGUGGGGACCUCCAGGUGCCUGUCGGCCCACCACUCUGACCCUGUCCAGACUGUACCCUGUGAGGGGGUAGAGGAUGGGGGGCUGCGGUGGGGGUGUGAGUUGAACAGGCUGAUCAGUCUGAACAGUUCUCUGGAGCUCUCCACAGAUGGGAAUCGACUGACGCUGUCCCACAGGAGCAAGCAGACCAAGUGGAGGUCUCUGGAUGAAGGGGAUAUAUGCCAGGAGAGGCUCAGAUCCAAAAGGGCAUCGAGCGAUCCCGAUGAGUUUGAGGUGAAACCUGCGGAAGAGCAGAAAGCGGGGCCUCCUGGUAUGACCGAUGAACAGAAAGAAUUCCUCAGAUGGUUCUAUCGCACUGAGGACCCAACUCCCUGGAAGUUUGCGAUGCUGGCUCUGUCCUUCGCUGCACUUCUGCUGGGCUGUCUGCUUCUGGGAAUGGGCUCCAUGGCGAACAAAAACAGGAAUAAGAUAGCCAAGUACAAGGCGGCGGCUCUGGCCAUGAAGCCGGAGGCAGAAGAACUACAGGUCAUCGUCACGGAGGUUGGAGGUCAAAGAACUAACUCAGAGGUCAAACCCAUCAACAGCGCCUCUGUCCAGGUCAGUAUGAGCCAAUCUGAGAUCCCAGUGAGCCAGGCCAAGCCCCUCCAGGACAACGGGGAAGUAGAGGGGCUCAAACCGGGGGACAUUGUGGUGACCUGGACUGACGGGAACGUGUCCAGCCUGUACCCUGAGCCUGAGGGGGAAGUGGAGGUGUUGGCGGAGGUAGAGAAAGAGGAGGUGUUGAAGAAAGAGGAGGUGGUUGAGGUCGAGAAAGAAGAGGUGGUGGAGGAGGUAGAGAAAGAAGAGGUGGUGGAGGAGGUAGAGAAAGAGGGGGCAGAAGAGGGAGUGGUGGUAGAGGGAUGAAGGAGAGAGAUAUAACAGCCACGUUCCUCAUUAUUGCUCCUCUGCAGAGGCAGAACAGAAAAUCAUUUUAAGUUGUUUUAUUUUGACCUGUAACUUAAACAACCACUGUCUGUUUAAUUACUGUAAUGCCCUUUUUCCACUACUGUGCUGAGCCAGACCGUACUGUGCUGGCUCAGAUGUUUUAUUGGUGGAUGCGUAACCAUGCCAGCGCAGUACAGCUUGACCUGGCUCAGUAGUGUGAAAAGGGUAUACAGCUACUACAAAUAAUGCUGUGUACAAGAUGUGCAGUAUCACAGUCAUCAUUCACAAGUACUUUAUUGUUUACAGUGUCAGCAAUGCUUGGAAUAUACAUCUACUGUAAACAUUGCUGGUCGUCGAAACAUCGCAACCAACUAUUUGGGAUACCAAAUAGUUAGUAAAUGUUGUUUUUUGGUCAUGAAGGAGUGCAAUGUGUUGUUUAUAGUGUAGUGAAAGGUUUUCCUAUGUCUCUUGACAGUAUGUAGGAACACUUAUAAACCAUGUGUCAUAAGCUAUUCAAGUGUGGUCUACUUGGGAAACACUAAAAGGCAACUAAACAUGGUCUGAGAUAACAUUAAGAUUGGAAGAUCAAACGUCUCUUUAUACAUCUCUUUUGUAAUUCUAUUUGUAAAGUAUUUUUAGUUAUAAUGCUGGCCACCAGGAAGAUUAGCCGACCUCAUGGCAUCAGCUAAUGGGGAUCCUAAUAUAAUCCAAACUGGAAUUAUCUUGCUGUGAGUAUAAUGGAAAGCUCUUGUGAGAGAGUAUUCACAUAUAGAUGUUUUGGACAGAAAACAGAAUUCAGUGGGUUAACCUUUGUCAUCAUACCACCUCUCCAUAUGUAAGACAGAUUUUCAUUGUGUUAUAAAAGCAUUCCACCAAUUGCAGUAUUUACAAUAAGGAAAUAAAACUGUUCAUAUAAAAGUUGUUUAGUAAUUUUGGUUGGGAUGGCAUUAGCAUACAAUAGUAUAAAACUCUGUUUUAAGUUGUAAAAAAUGCAACCAUUGUUACACUGAUGAGCCUGAGGAGGGCGCCCACAACUCGUGAAAACAAUGUAUAUAUGAAGUUAAAGCCCCAAUGCAGUUGUUUUGAUAUCAAUAUCAAAUCAUUACUGGGUAGCAAUUAAGUACCUUGCUGUAAUAGAUUUCCAUUAAAAUUGGCAAAAAAUGCUUUUUAGCAAAAACAGAUUUCUCAAGCAAGAAUUUCACUCAGACUGUGGGAGUGGUCUGAGAUGGGAGGGGAAAACUGAAAACGAGCUGUUAUUGGCAGAGAUGUUUGGAACUGUCUUUGUUAUUUGUCUAUGAACCAAUUUAUAGCAUGGUGAUGUCACCAUGGAAAGCCAAAACUCCCGGCCAUGCAAACCUGCUGAUUAGAAACCAGCACCUAUCAGGAAAUUACACUGAUCACAUUUUUUCACACUUUUACAGUGUUAGUUUCAUCAACUGUUGUAUAAUAUAAAACACAGAAAAACUGAAUUUUGACUGCACUGGGCCUUUUACUCAAAGAUUGACUUGCUACUUUGUGUUAUAACAUCAAAUAACUUAAAACAUGUGUCUACAUUAACAAAAUAUGUCUUCAUUCAAUAAAAUUAGUAGUCCUUUAAAGCUUAUUAAAAUGCAUAUAAAUAUA
Oncorhynchus masou masou (cherry salmon) is the source of this 2871-nucleotide messenger RNA. RefSeq names its product solute carrier family 51 subunit beta. The coding region runs from base 142 to 1227 and encodes 361 amino acids. NCBI's taxonomy places the organism in Eukaryota, Metazoa, Chordata, Actinopteri, Salmoniformes, Salmonidae. The transcript is spliced from 6 exons. Gene Ontology annotation, molecular function: transmembrane transporter activity; protein heterodimerization activity. Gene Ontology annotation, cellular component: plasma membrane. The record is from RefSeq and is a predicted model, not a curated record. Gene Ontology annotation, biological process: bile acid and bile salt transport.